Metarhizium brunneum ARSEF 3297 is the source of this 960-nucleotide messenger RNA. It is a transcript of the gene TPC1, whose product is annotated as Mitochondrial thiamine pyrophosphate carrier 1. Gene Ontology annotation, biological process: transmembrane transport. Gene Ontology annotation, molecular function: transmembrane transporter activity. The record is from RefSeq and is a predicted model, not a curated record. NCBI's taxonomy places the organism in Eukaryota, Fungi, Ascomycota, Sordariomycetes, Hypocreales, Clavicipitaceae.
AUGUCCGCUCGUAGCACGCGUCUCAAGGAUGAGGGAACAAAACUCCAAGUUGUGUCCGCCGGCGCCAUAGCAGGUCUUGUGUCUCGCUUCAUCGUCGCGCCGCUGGACGUCGUGAAAAUCCGUCUCCAGCUUCAGCCAUACUCCCCCUCCGACCCCCUCAGCCCCUUGCGCACCGCGCCCGCGUGCCGCGGCACCGUCGCCACGCUCAGGCACAUCCUCCGGCACGAAGGCCUCACCGCACUCUGGAAGGGCAAUGUCCCCGCGGAGCUGCUCUACGUCUGCUACGCCGCCAUACAGUUCACCACGUAUCGCACCACGACGCUGUUUCUGCAGACGGCCCUGCCGACAAGGCUGCCCGACGCGGCCGAGAGCUUCAUCGCGGGCGCGUCCUCGGGCGCCCUCGCCACCUCGAUUACGUAUCCUCUCGACUUGCUGAGGACGAGGUUUGCCGCCCAGGGCCGCCGCAGGAUAUACACCUCCCUGAGGAGCGCCGUGCGCGACAUCAGGCGGGACGAGGGGUACCGGGGCUUCUUCCGGGGCAUCAGCCCUGCGCUGGGCCAGAUCGUGCCCUUUAUGGGCCUCUUCUUCGUCACGUACGAGGGGCUGCGGAUCCAGCUGUCGCGCUUCAACGUGCCGUGGGGCGGCGAGGACGCCACCGCCGGUGUUGUCGGCAGCAUCGUGGCCAAGACGGCCGUGUUUCCCUUGGACCUGGUCCGGAAGAGGAUACAGGUCCAGGGCCCGACGAGGACUCGCUACGUCUACGGCGACAUACCCGAGUACACGAGCGCCCUGCGAGGAAUCGCCGCCAUUGCACGCACAGAGGGACUUCGCGGGCUGUACAAGGGCCUCCCCAUCAGCCUGAUAAAGUCUGCGCCCGCUAGCGCUGUCACCGUGUGGACAUAUGAGCGCAGUCUCAAGCUGUUGAUGAAUCUCGAUGCAAGUCGAGAGGCUCAAUUAUAA